UACAGUAGUCGUAGUUGAAUGCGCUUAAACUCAUUUCAAUAAACGCAUAUAAAAUAAAAUUCGGUCAGAACUGUAUAAUAAUUAUUGUUUAUCGUUUAUGUUUUUAUUUUUGUUGAGUCGUAUAAAAAUGUUAAAGGUAUCGUAAACAUAUACCAAAGUAUCUCGUUUAAUAAAAUAAAUUAUAUAACUUUUUUUUUAAUUUUCUGACAACCAAUCACAAUAAACGUUCAACGAUCUUGUCCCUCUCCCACGGUCGAAUUUGUUCAGUUCUUUCUUUCUAUAUACAGUGUUAAACCAUAUUUUAUUUAUUGUGCAUUUUAUUUUCAAUAUCACUGAUAAUAUAUAGGUAUUAUAUUAUUAUAUAACAGCAUGAUAAAUUAUCGUCAGAUUUUUAAAUAUGACUGACAGUUGUUAAUCAACUUCAGAACGUCUAAUAUACACAUAACUUCAAUAGUGACUGGAAUUAAUAAGAUGACAAAUAGCUCGUUGUUUAAAAUAAGAAACCUGAAAGGACUACGUACUCUUAAUGGACAUAAAAUUCACCAUAAAUGUUGGAGGAAUAAUCAUCACUGGUCGAAGUACAGCUACGUGUGCGGGGCCUCGAGUGAUCCGCUCAGAGCUUAUACGAUCGGAGGAAUUUUCAAUGACGCCGUGCAACAGACUCCGGACCGAGAGUUCCUGGUCAGUCGACACGAGAACAAACGAUACACGUUCGCCGCCAUGGAUUCCGAGGUGGAUAAGCUUUGCAGGAGCUUUAAUGCACUUGGCCUCCAGCACGGGGACCGAGUAGGAAUAUGGAUGCCCAAUUGCGCGUUUUACUAUUCUGUGAUUAUCGCCACAGCUCGCCUGGGACUGAUUUUGGUAAACGUCAAUCCAGCUUAUCAGAGCGACGAACUGAAACACAGCUUAACGCUGGCUGAAGUGAAGUGUUUGGUGACUUUAGAGAAGUUCAAGACCCAAAACUAUCCCGAAAUAUUGGAGAAGGUCGAUGCGGACAUUUGGAAGCGACCGCCCAAUACGCCGGUUAAAUCGAAAAAGUUGCCCACGCUGGAAUCGGUUAUUUUUUAUUCCGAAAACUCUUUAAACGGUGCCUUUAAUUUACAAACGUUCUUGGACUUGGGGUCCAAUACAAAUUACAGUAUUCCUAAAGUUCAGCCAGACGAAGGAUGUAAUAUUCAGUUUACUUCAGGUACCACUGGCAAGCCAAAAGCAGCAUUGUUGAAUCACUUUGGACUAAUUAACAACGCCUACUUUAUCAUGAAGCGUUUAGGGAUCUAUGAUGAUGUAAACGAAGGUAAAUUACAUAAAAUGUGCUGUCCAAUGCCUCUAUUUCAUGCUUUUGCUUUAUCCAUUGCUGUCGUCGCACCUUUGGUUACCAAAUCAACAGUUUAUUUACCGUCUGCCCACUUCGAUCCGAAAGCUACGGUUGAUGUUCUUACGGAAGAAAAAUGUACAUUCAUAUUUGGUACGCCAACGGUACAUGUGGACACCAUGUCCGCUUUCGAAAAACUUCCACCAGAACUACAACAUAACGACUUGAAGAUCGCAAUAACAGGAGGUGCCCCGUGUUCUCCGAUUUUGAUGUCCAAGUUCAAGAACAUGUUUCCACGCGCUAAAAUAUUGUCUUUGUUCGGAAUGACAGAAACCAGUCCCUGUUCAUUUCAAAAUUUCACAGACGAUUCAGAUGAACGAAUUAAGUCGACGAUGGGUUUCAUACAAGAUCACGUGGAGGCGAAAGUGAUCGAUACAAAUGGCGAUAUGGUACCGUUCGGGACUCCUGGGGAAUUGUUAAUUCGCGGGUAUCUGAACAUGAACGGUUAUUUUAACGACGAAGAGAAAACAAAGGAAACAAUUGAUUCGAACGGGUGGCUACACACGGGAGACCAAUUCGUUUUGUACGAAGACGGAUAUGGCAAUCACGUUGGCAGAUUAAAAGAAAUGAUUAUCCGCGGUGGUGAAAACUUAUUUCCCAAAGAGAUAGAAUACUUUUUGGAGUCUCAUCCGUCGAUUUCCCAAGUUCAAGUUUACGGUAUACCCGACCAUCGGAUGGGCGAAGAAGUGUGUGCCAGCGUCAUCGUCAAAGAAGGGGCUACGAUCACCGAAGCCGACAUAAAAGCGUACAGCAAAGGAAAGAUCGCCCAUUUCAAGAUCCCCAAACACAUAUUUAUCGAAAAGGACGCAUUCCCGAAGACGGCAUCGGGCAAAGUGCAGAAGUAUAGAUUAAGAGAAAUGGCGAUGCAGCGGAUUUCGAGCCUUACCUAAUAUUUAUUAUAUAACACAAUCAAUAUUUGUGAUAAUAUGUGUUUAUAAUUAUUUAAUCGUACCUAAUAUUAUCCACGUAUAAGUUGUGUUCGUUUGAUGCCAUAGUUUUUGCAACCAUGACAGCUGAGCUGUAUUUUAUCAUAAUAUUACCAUAUUACUGCAGCUAUACGUAUAAACAGGAAAUACGCCGCUACUUUUACAAGGUUCAAUAGGUGUACUGGCUAAAUAAACAUAUUGUGAUUAUUUUUUUUUUCAAUGCUAAUCAAGCGUAACGUCAUUAUAUUAUUGUUUAUUAAUUUAUUAUACAGAUUGAUUAAUCGA
Messenger RNA from Acyrthosiphon pisum (pea aphid), 2583 nucleotides. RefSeq names its product acyl-CoA synthetase family member 2, mitochondrial. Gene Ontology annotation, biological process: fatty acid metabolic process. Lineage: Eukaryota; Metazoa; Arthropoda; Insecta; Hemiptera; Aphididae. The transcript has 14 exons. The coding region runs from base 472 to 2262 and encodes 596 amino acids. Gene Ontology annotation, molecular function: medium-chain fatty acid-CoA ligase activity. The record is from RefSeq and is a predicted model, not a curated record.